UGAUGGAUACUCUAAUAAGUUACUGUCAUGAAUAAUGUCAAUUUGUUUUAGUUGGAACCAAAUAAGAUUUAAAUUCAUAGAAUACUUAAAUAUUAAAUCAAUUUUUCUUAGAAUUAUAACAAAAAUAUCAAAACUUAAAACUAUUAUUAACAGUGUCAACCUAUAAUGAAGAUUCAAUAAAAUAAGCAUUCUAAAAAACCUUUGAAUUGGGGGCUAGUUUAGAUAAAUCUUCAAUAACAAUUUUAUAAGUACAUAAAUUAAUUUUAUAAAGAGUUUUAUUUUGUAAAGAAAUGAAAAUUAUUCUGUUUUAAAGAAAUGUUCAGAUAGAGAAAGUAAAGUAUAAAAACAUGAGAAUUGUUGUUGA
Messenger RNA from Paramecium pentaurelia, 364 nucleotides. Lineage: Eukaryota; Ciliophora; Oligohymenophorea; Peniculida; Parameciidae. The record is from the annotation of a GenBank genome assembly.